Molecule: messenger RNA, 942 nt
Organism: Necator americanus (New World hookworm)
Lineage: Eukaryota; Metazoa; Nematoda; Chromadorea; Rhabditida; Ancylostomatidae
Exons: 9
Coding region: 1-942 (313 amino acids)
Biological process (GO): cilium assembly
Cellular component (GO): centriole; non-motile cilium
Source: RefSeq, a predicted model, not a curated record
AUGAGCCUUCUUAGUUCUGAGGAUGAGUACACGGAAGAAGAGCUACUUCAUGUGUGUGAGGACUUGGGACUGCCCUGUGACGAAGAGAACAUCGGUUUGUUGAAGGAAGCUAUCGAUGAGAUCAUUCUUGAAUCGGAGUUCGAGAGUGAAGAGGGAUCUAACGACGUUUCUCUUUUCGGGAGCUUAAGCCUUUCUGACUCUUCGCAGCCGAUGGGGAGGAGCACUCCUACGAAUGCGGAGAGCUUUUCAUCUCCUAUUCGUCGAAUAGACAGGAGAUCAGCAAGACUGUACCGUCGAGAAGAAACGCAAAGCCGAAAUAGGGAUGUUCCACUUAAUCUGCCGUCAUCACAAGAGAAUGAGGAACUGAGGCGUCACAAUCCCAGUGCAUAUUUCCUUCUCAACGAUGCUUGGCGGUGUCUUAGCAGCAUCUAUGGAACUAUGUCUAUUAUGGAAAAUUUGCAGUUAAAGCUUUCCGCAACUCGAACUUGGUCAUCAAAAAAUAGAAGUAAACAACUUGACAUUCCUGGAUUUCCUCCUAGAGGUGAUGACAAAGAGAACUUAUCACGAUUUCCUCAAUAUCCUACUGAUGGCCCAUCGGGCUGUACAAAGCGCACUGAACAACAUAUUGAGUCUGAUCCUUCAAAUGGAACGAGAUCACUUACAGCAAGGGAUAAGUUCGAAUGUGAUCCAAGCAUUCGUCGUGUCAACCGGUUUGUUCCAGGGCAGUUACUUUACCGACAUGAUCCUGUGAAAAAAUUCGAGCUAUACCGGGAAGAAUGGGCGCGCAAGCCCACUCCAGGCGAACAGAAACGGCUUGCCCUUCGAUGGAAAGUUCGCGAAUACAUGCUCAGACAUGACAUGCCAGUUUUCGAUCCGAGAAAGAGAACUGCUUCUCACACUGUACAUCCAAAGGAUUGGUCUCCUCGACCGUACCUGGAUUAG